AUGUUAUGUGAAACCGGCUGUUCGCGUAUCUCGUGUCGCGCGCACAACUCGCCUUACUCAGUGAACAAGUUCUGGAGAGUUGCGAACCGCCUGCACAAUCGGGUGGCGCUGAUGCAGCCGGACACGGUGCGUUGCGGCUCGCGUCGGUCGCCGCCGUCUCAGAACCAGUACAGGUCCUUGGACGUGUCCUGCACCUGCGCCUCCAGACCUGCGGACAAACAAAGCGGGACGGGGCCGCCCGCGGGCGGGGCCACGCUGCGUCGCGAUUGGACGAACGCUAAGUGGGCGCAAGAGCGCGGCCCACGCUGCGGCGGCCGGACACCGCCCGUCGCUUAUGCGCGCCUGGUAGCGGCCGGCGGAGCGAAUGCCGGACAGGACGACGGGAGCGCCGAGCCGCGGCUCCAGUGGGCCCCGGGCGGCCGCCGCUUAAUGGACUUGCAAGGAAAUCAAAUAGACUGUUACGGGAAACUAACGGCUAUUCGAUGU
Molecule: messenger RNA, 486 nt
Organism: Iphiclides podalirius (scarce swallowtail)
Lineage: Eukaryota; Metazoa; Arthropoda; Insecta; Lepidoptera; Papilionidae
Source: the annotation of a GenBank genome assembly